Molecule: messenger RNA, 3161 nt
Organism: Linum trigynum
Lineage: Eukaryota; Viridiplantae; Streptophyta; Magnoliopsida; Malpighiales; Linaceae
Source: the annotation of a GenBank genome assembly
CGCUUAUACAAAUACGAUAUGUAAUAUAGAAUCAAAGAUAUUUGGCAUAUGAUUUUAAAGUUAUCCUCUGUUUAUCUUAUAAAUAUAAAUUAAUUAUCAAAGAAUAAUUAAAUAUGAAAAUCUAAGUAUCAAGAUACCAAUAAAUUUCGAGCGAAAAUUUAGUUACCUUAACUAACUGUUGAAAAUUUCUUUGAUUUUUUAAGUUUAGCUUCAUGUAUGUUUUUUAUUUAAAAUGUUACAACUAAUCUAUAUAGUUUGAUUGUGCAAGAUUAUUGUCAUUGUUGAAAAUGACUAUGGUUGGAAUCCUAGUAUGUAUUAUUUUUUUUAGAAAUAAAUGAGAAACAAAUAAUUUAUUAUAAAUUCUUGUGUGUAUUAUUUUUUUAAGAAUAAAUAAGAAAGAAAUAGAUAAUUGUGAAUCCUAAUAGUGUCUCUUACUCCGGGUCCGGGGUGUGUGAGGGAGGAGGAACUGGAGGAGCCGAGGAGUGGGCGAGUGGGAGUCGCCAAGUGAGUGUGGGCGGGAAUUUCCUGAUCUGUGCUUUUGAACCAGCCAUUCACUAAACGAUAAGACCAACGAAACUAGUGGACACCAAAUAACGGUAAUUUAAAAAAAAAAUGGAAAGUAAAAUAUCAUCGCACUAAAUGGAUAGAAGAGAAAACGCAGGAGAGUGGACAGACCGGAAACGAUACGAAGCAAUUGGCCAUGGCCACCGGACGUAUGAUGAUAGACUUUCCGAUCACUUCAUCACUCUCUUCCACUUCGUCUACCUGCUGUUGCAGCCAAUCUCUGAGUUACAGCUUCCUUGGGAAGACCGCAUUUUCGCUGAACAGUAGUAGCAGCAGCAGCAAUGCCGCUGUGUGUUUCUCUUCUAGAUCAGCAAAGAAAUGGAAUAGUAACUCCGGAGGUGACGUCGAUUGCGACGGCGGAGUUGUCGUCAAGAACGAAAACGAUGAAGAUCAGCCGCAGCAGCAACGGCGGCGAGAAAAAGUCGGCGGCGGUGGAGAGGCGAGGAGGAGGCAGAGGAGAGUUGUUUGCGAGGUGGAAGUGAUUUCUUGGCGGGAACGGAGGAUUAGGGCUCAGAUUCUGGUGAAUUCCGACAUUCAAUCGAUUUGGACAGCUCUCACUGAUUACGAACGCCUCGCCGAUUACAUCCCCAACCUCCUCUCCAGUGGAAGAAUCCCGUGUCCGCAUCCAGGCCGGAUAUGGCUGGAGCAGAGAGGACUACAGAGAGCUCUUUAUUGGCACAUUGAAGCUCGUGUUGUGCUGGAUCUCCAAGAAUUCCCCAUUUCUGCGGACAGGCACGAGCUGCACUUUUCCAUGGUGGAUGGGGACUUCAAGAAGUUCGAAGGCAAAUGGUCCCUCAACUGUGGCACAAGGCCUGGAACCACUGUGUUAGCUUAUGAAGUUAGUGUGAUACCAAGAUUCAACUUUCCUGCCAUCUUCUUGGAAAGGAUCAUUAGGUCGGAUCUUCCUGUUAACCUCCAGGCCUUGGCUUGCCGUGCUGAAAACCAAGUUAUGGCGAUGGGCAAUCACAAAACCAAAACUGAUGAAUUGUCAAGAUCUACAUCCGGGCCUAGAGAUGUAGAAGAGACCUACAACACUGCAAAUCCUAGUCCUGUGCCAGCCUCCGCAGGCGAUAUCAGUUGUAAUUGGGGUAUUUUCGGUAAAGCGUGCAGUCUUGAAAAGCGUUGCCUUGUGGAUGAAGUUCAUUUGAGAAGAUUUGAUGGACUAUUGGAAAAUGGUGGGGUUCAUCGUGGGGUUAUCGCCAGUAUAACCGUUAAAUCUCCUCUUCGAGAAGUUUGGAAUGUUUUGACUGCUUAUGAGAGUCUUCCUGAGGUUGUUCCAAACUUGGCAAUCAGCAAGAUUUUAUCACGUGAAAACAACAAAGUUCGCAUCCUUCAGGAAGGUUGCAAGGGUCUACUCUAUAUGGUACUCCAUGCACGCGUUGUUUUGGAUUUAAGUGAGCUACAUGAAAGGGAGAUCAGUUUUGUGCAAGUAGAUGGCGACUUUGACUCAUUUCAUGGGAAGUGGGUUCUAGAGCAGUUGGGAAGUCAUCAUACAUUGCUCAAAUAUGUUGUUGAAUCCAAAAUGCAUAAGGACACCUUUCUCUCAGAGGCUAUAAUGGAAGAGGUUAUAUACGAAGACCUACCAUCAAACUUGUGUGCAAUUCGAGACUAUGUUGAGAAAAUGCAAGCUGUGAAUUCCUUGGAACCAGAUGAUUUGAUCAAGUACUCUGAGCAUGAACCGUCCAGCAGCAAUCACACUCCAGUGGAAGAGCAACAAGUCUCAGAUUCUGGUAAUGCAGUUUCUUCAAGACAAAGGCCCAGGGUUCCAGGCUUGCAAAGAGACAUUGAAAUUCUCAAAUCAGAACUCCUGAAGUUUGUAUCAGAACAUGGGCAGGAAGGGUUCAUGCCCAUGAGAAAACAACUACGACUUCAUGGCAGGGUGGAUAUAGAGAAGGCAAUAACACGCAUGGGUGGAUUCAGAAGAAUAGCAUCAUUAAUGAAUCUGUCUCUUGCUUACAAGCACAGAAAACCCAAAGGUUACUGGGACAGCCUCGAGAAUUUGCAGGAAGAGAUUAAGCGAUUUCAGAGGAGUUGGGGAAUGGACCCUUCUUUUAUGCCGAGCCGAACAUCUUUUGAGCGUGCAGGUCGUUAUGAUAUAGCUCGUGCAUUGGAGAAAUGGGGAGGGCUUCAUGAGGUUUCUCGGCUCUUGGCACUUAAGGUGCGGCAUCCCACUAGACAGCUAAAUCUUGUCAGAGAGAAAAAGUUUGACCAGUGGCCAUUGAGCAGUGCAGAAGUGGAGGACAAAAUCUCUUCCACAAAAGCUGAUGUAUCUCAAAACACACAGAAAUGGCUCACCAAAUUGAAAGACUUGGACAUUGAUUGGGGAGCCUGAGAAAGGUGCAUCUCCCUCUUCUCUCUUCUCUCUUGUCUCAUACAAACACACUUCUAAUAUCUAAUAGAUGAUAUAUGAAAAAAUUAAUUAAUGCAAAAGACAAACUAAAUAACUAAUAGAUACUCCACACAGGUAUUACAGGGCUGCUCAUUUAGUGAUUACUAAGCCCCUAUCAUCAACAGUUUGACUAUUCGUCGACUGCCACGUUUGGUUGCUUAUUGUACAUUAACUGUCUAUCAUCUAUGAAAAAAACUCAAUGGCUACA